Cucumis sativus (cucumber) is the source of this 1679-nucleotide messenger RNA. Its product is annotated as lanC-like protein GCL1. Gene Ontology annotation, biological process: peptide modification; carbohydrate metabolic process. NCBI's taxonomy places the organism in Eukaryota, Viridiplantae, Streptophyta, Magnoliopsida, Cucurbitales, Cucurbitaceae. The transcript is spliced from 5 exons. The record is from RefSeq and is a predicted model, not a curated record. Gene Ontology annotation, cellular component: plasma membrane. The coding region runs from base 161 to 1420 and encodes 419 amino acids.
UUCGUAAAAGCGCGUGUUUCACACUUGCAAUCCCGACCCACCGUUUAUGCUCUCCCCAACCGCCAUUGAUUUUCCCUUUUAACACCAUCACUCCAAAACACAACUCACUACCCUCUCCCUCCCUCUCCAGAUUUCAUUUCAAUUCCUUCUUCUUACACUAAUGUCUUCCCUCCUCCACCUCGCUUCAUCUCAGGAAGAUCGAGAAGAAGGUGGUGGAGGAGGAGGAAUAAUCCAGAUUAUUCCACCCAACACUAUUCUUCUUCCUUCUCAAACCUUUCUCUCUGCAGCCGUCUCUUUCAAGAAUCAGGUUGUGGAGCUUACUUGGAAACAGAGAGGUAACGCGGAUAUUGGAGUUGAUCCGACGGUGUAUAACGGCUUACUUGGGACGGCGGUAACUUGCCUGAGAUCGUACGAGGCCACCGGAAACCACCAGGACUUGGUAUUGUGUUCUGAUAUUGUAGAUAAAUGUACGGUUCUAGCACGUGCCUCUCACAGGCACUUGACUUUUCUUUGUGGUAGAGGAGGAGUUUAUGCUCUUGGCGCCGUGGUAUCUCAUUACAUGAGGGACCCUCAAAAGCUUGACUUCUUCUUCAAUCUUUUUCUUAAGGCAGCAGAAGAGAAAGCACUCCCUAUUGGACCUGAAGAAGGAGGUUUUGGAAUGUCAUAUGAUCUCCUGUAUGGGCGAGCUGGGUUCUUAUGGGCUGCCUUAUUCAUUAAUAAGCAUCUUGGAGAGCAGAGAAUACCUCAUGAUCUUCUCAUGUCCGUAGUUGAUGCUGUUUUAGCGGGUGGCAGGGCGGGUGCAUCCGACAACCCAGACUGCCCUUUGAUGUUCAGAUGGCAUGGGACGAGAUAUUAUGGUGCAGCCAACGGCCUGGCUGGUAUCUUGCAAGUACUUUUGCAUUUCCCACUUUCAAAAGAGGACACUGAUGAUGUUAAGGGGACGUUGAGAUAUUUGAUGAGCAAAAGAUUUCCACACAGCGGUAACUAUCCCUCAAGUGAAGGCAGCCCAAGGGACAAAUUAGUGCAAUGGUCUCAUGGGGCCACUGGCAUUGGCAUUACCCUCUGCAAGGCUUCACAGGUUUUCCAUGAAGACAGGGAGUUCAGGGACGCUGCAAUUGAAGCAGGGGAAGUAGUAUGGAAAAAUGGAUUGGUAAAGGAAGUUGGACUUGCUGACGGUGUUGCCGGCAAUGCAUAUGCCUUUCUUUCCCUUUAUCGCCUUACCGGAGAGAGUGUCUAUGAAGAAAGAGCCAGAGCAUUUGGAACCUACCUGUAUCAUAAUGCUAGCAAGCUUGUUGCUACCCAAAACCAGGUUGGAGGCGACCGUCUUUUCUCUCUUUUCCAUGGACUAGCUGGAACUGCAUGCCUUUGGUUCGAUUUGCUUGAACCUGAGAAGUCAAGGUUCCCAGGUUAUGAAUUAUAGUUGAAGCUCAACUCAAAAGCAUCCCCCUUGGAGUAUGAAGUUGUGUAUAUUAUUCCACUGAUGUCUUGAUGUUUGGAUCUUUUGGUGUGAUGGACUCGUUAAUAAUCAAUUGUACAGUGCCUAAGAUGUGUUACGAUAACACACCAAUUGAAGUUCUAGAAUUGGGUUUUCAAGAAUGAAAACAAGUCAAGGCAGGGGUGUUGAUUUCUUGACCUUGAAGUUUGAAAUCACAUUUCACGUGCUUGAAUAAAAAAAAAAA